Dermochelys coriacea (leatherback sea turtle) is the source of this 2110-nucleotide messenger RNA. RefSeq lists its product as uncharacterized. Bases 561 to 1946 code for a protein of 461 amino acids. The record is from RefSeq and is a predicted model, not a curated record. Lineage: Eukaryota; Metazoa; Chordata; Testudines; Dermochelyidae. The transcript is spliced from 5 exons.
UGUAGGUGUUGAUCUCUGUCUGAGGGGUUGGAGCAAAUGCGGUUGUACCUCAGCGCUUGGCUGUAGACAAUGGAUCGUGUGGUGUGUCUGGGGUGGAAGCUGGAAGCCACCCCCCAGGAGAUAUGGACCUCCCAAAGAAAGGGGACAUGAACCCCGGGAGCGCUUCCAGGAGGCAAGGGGGUAUCGGCCUCCAUGGAAUGACCCCCAGGGGGUGGGGAUAUGAACCCCCAAUUGAAAUGCGCAAAGUGUGAGCCCCAGAGUUCUCCUGCUUUAUUAUAAUACUUUGCCCUUCUCUAGCUCCUUCUAACCAAGGUGCUCAGCCCACAUUAAUGAGCUCACACCCAUCACCAUGAGGUAGGAAAGUACAAGGCCUAGGUACAGCUGACGAAGCUAGCGCAGAGAGGAAAGGUGAUUUGGCCAAGAUCCCACAGCAGCUCAGUGGUAUAGCAGGCGUUGAAUCUAGGAGUCUGGGUUUUCCACCCUUGGCUUUGAGGCUUACACACAUUAUCCUGUAGAAAUGGGAGGAUUAACUUUACCAUAUUCACACUUUUGAGGAAUUAAUGAAAAUUGACCUAGCAGUGAUUGUUUCCAGCAACAGAGAGAAGCCAAACAAAUUCCUUAGCAGCACCCAGAAAACUACUACAACUCACCAUCUGAGCCUCAAAGGACCAGAAAAGAAGCAGACACUGCACAGCAACUGGGAAGGAACUUCAUUAUUUAAAAAACAAAUUGAAACUAACUUAUCUCCAUAUAUAGAAGAGAGUCCCAGCAUUGAUGACUUAGAAGAAAGUUUGCGGAAACUUAAAGUUCAGGUGGACAGUUUGGCCUCAAGUCUGAGUUUUGACCCUCAUCAAGAUUAUGCCGUAGAUUCUGGCACUACAGUCAACUCGAGCACCUUUAAUUCUACGUGGCCAAGAUUUCAUAAUGGGACCAAUGCAGAGGCAGACAUUGGAGAUUCACCAAAGCAAUCAGCAGAGUCAGAGUGGUUUCUGAACCCAAGACAUCUAGUCAAACCACUGGGAGAGUAUCCAACACUAACAAGCUUAGGCCUUCAGACAUUCUCCACAUCACCCGUCAACCAUGUGCCAGGGCUCCUGGGGAGUGAGAUUGCAAGUAGGAACUAUGUGCCAUCACUGGAUCUCGCACAUACAGAGUCUUUCCCAGUGAAGCUUGGUGCUCCUCAUGUGAUUGGAGUCAGGUCAUUGUUGCCCCCUAAAAUCCCAGUGCAGGAUUGCUCUCCUGAAAGGUCCCUCUCCCUUGAUCGUUCUGGGACCAACCGAUCCCGUUCAUUCUCUCCGGCUCCCAAAAGAACCCGGUGGCUAAGAUCUCGCUCACAGUCACCUAGACCCAUCUGGAGACCAAAUUCUGCUAAGGCAAAUGCCUGUGCCCAGCCUCCACCGCACUUUGGCAGGUCCAGGUCCAGCAGAAAGAAAACGGCUUCAACCAGACAAUCACGAUCCAGAAUAUACAAACCAGGAGCCCUGGCUGCCAGGUCCUGUACUCCGGCCAGGAUGAAUAUAAGAGGAACACUGAGCUAUUCUUGGAGUCCUUACAGUCUGCCCUCCACUGCUGUAGCCUCACCAACAGCUCAGGAGAUUAAUGAACGGUUUUUGCAGACUCUUGCAGAAGGUGCUGUUGGGAGGUCCCUGAUAGAAAUGUCUCCGUAUCAGAAGGAGCUGGCUUGUCUCAGGCUGGAGCGCCUGCGUGUGGAGGAGGAAUGGCUAUUAGAACUAAAGAGGCAGCAAGAAUUGGAGCGAACUCGGGGUCCAAAACCAAAGUGGUAUGAGAUGAAAAACUCCCAGUUUCAUUAUGAAGCCCACAAGAGUAACGAGUUGCUGAGGAACAGCCAGGACUUGCAGUCUGUAUAUAACUAUAGGCAGGAACUAGCAGCAAUGUCCAAGGAAUUCCAACAGCAUUUGAAACCUGCUCACCUGCACUCUCUCUAGUAAUAACAAAAAUGCAUGGGAAGAGCUCUAACUAACCUGUGGUGGUAGGAGAUGCAAUCAGAGACUCCAGCCUGUGAAUUCUGGGAGGCCCAUGUGCUGUGCUUAAUGAAGACGAAACAAGAUAGUGGAGAGGGGAAUUCUUUAGACCCAGUAGCCUCUGGGCC